Anopheles moucheti is the source of this 6183-nucleotide messenger RNA. RefSeq names its product slit homolog 2 protein. NCBI's taxonomy places the organism in Eukaryota, Metazoa, Arthropoda, Insecta, Diptera, Culicidae. The coding region runs from base 23 to 1522 and encodes 499 amino acids. The transcript has 7 exons. The record is from RefSeq and is a predicted model, not a curated record. Gene Ontology annotation, molecular function: protein binding.
UGACAGAGACGGCGGCGGGAAGAUGCCGUCACGGAAUGCCCUAUGGAUGUGGAUAAAGCUCCUCGGGCUGGCACUGGCGGUGCUGGACCUCGCGUUGGUUACGGCACAAUCGAACUCACCGCAAACAUGCCCACCGGGUAGCGACAUCAGCCCGUGCGUCUGCCAGGUGAAGAAGAACGGGCUGGACAUCCUGUGCGAGGCGACCGACGUACAGCACAUCACUAAGGCGAUGAGUGCGCUGAAGGGCAAGAGCCCGAUCAUCUUCUACCUGAAGCUGCGCCACAACAACUUACCGAAGCUGCAGGGUUUCGUGUUUCUGGCGCUUGACAUUCGGCACCUUACCAUCCACAACAGCAGUCUCGCCACCAUCGAGGAAACAUCGCUGAGCUCGCUGGGACGCGGACUCACCCAGCUCGAUGUGUCCCAAAAUCAACUGAUGAGCGUACCGUCGAGUGCGUUGAAGAAUCUCCACUAUCUGCUGAUUCUGAACCUGAACCACAACCGCAUCUCCCAGAUCCACAACCGAGCGUUCGAGGGACUCGACACGCUCGAGAUUCUCACCAUCUACGAAAACAAGCUCACACUCAUCGAACCGGACGCGUUCCGUGGAUUGGACAAAAAGCUGAAGCGGUUGAACCUGGGCGGAAAUGAUCUUACCGCCGUGCCGCAGAAGGCACUCUCGAUGCUGGAUAAUCUGCGGAAGCUCGAGCUACAGGAGAAUCGCAUCAAAACAAUCAAGGAAGGUGACUUCGAAGGUUUGGAGAAUCUGGACUCGUUGAUUUUGGCCCACAAUCAGCUUACGGAAGUACCGGCAAGGGUAUUCUUUCAUCUCACGCUGCUCAACUCACUCGAGCUGGAGGGCAACUCCAUCUCGUACAUCGCGAAGGAAGCGUUCGAAGGAUUGGAAGAAAACCUACAAUAUCUCCGCCUGGGGGACAAUAAUCUCCACAUCAUCCCGAGCGAAGCGCUGCGCCCACUGCACCGCUUGCGACAUCUGGACCUGCGCUCGAACAACAUCUCCGUUAUUAGUGAGGACGCUUUUGUGGGUUUCGGCGAUUCGAUAACCUUUUUAAAUCUUCAGAAGAACGACAUCAAGGUCCUGCCGGCGCUCGUGUUCGAAAAUCUCAACUCCCUCGAGACGCUCAGCAUUCAGAACAACAAGCUAACGCGCAUACCGGAGGAAGUGAUGGAGCCGAUCAUGGACUCGCUGCGUGUCGUUGAUAUUAUGGAUAAUCCAUUGAUCUGUUCAUGCGAACUCGUCUGGUUUCCGAACCUGCUGCGGGAGCUGAAAAACCGGGACGACGAGAUGACCCAGAAGAAGCGCCCGAUGUGCACGAUGCAGAACGAACACCGGGAGUACUACGUCCAGAACAUGCCGCUGGAACGGAUGAACUGUGUCGGCAAGAAGUACCACACGUCGUCACUUAGUGGCAACGGUACGCCGGGCAGGGAGCAGCUGCUGCCGGCGCUGGUUGCGCUCGUGACCGGAAGCGCACUGAUUGGUUACGGCAGGCUCCGCUAGGCACGUGCGGCGGCGGUGAGUAGGUAGAUGGGGAAUGCUGGGGAAGUGGGAGGUAUGGAAAUAAAAACAAAAUGGUGCAGACGAGCGCAUUUUCUUUCCUAGCACCACUCGGUGAGGAAGAAUCUAACGUGUGUAGUAGUGUAGGGUAAGAAACUAGGGCUAGAAAAAUAUGGGGGAACGAAAGAUGGCAAAGAUGGCAAACGGUAACGGUACGGUUGGCAAGAAUGCACCGCACCAGCGAUGGAAACAAAUACAAAUGUCACUUUGAUUUUCCACACUUUGCUUUUCCAAUUAAGCGAUCAGACAAACACGCACGUCAAAGCAUUUUCAAGCAAGAUGCUGGAAACGGUACGGGAAAGAAAUCCCUUUCGGAGCAGGGCCCGUGUGCCGCUGAUUGGCGCAAAUCGACCUCUGAUCGUUCACCCUACAGGUGCGAACCCGGUUGGUGCACCGCGCAAAACAAAAAAUCACAUUACCAAAGAGUCUUUCAAUGAAGUAAACUAUGCAAACGUUUCCGGACUGCGUUCCUUCCUGUCGAUCUUAUCGGGCUCGUGCAAAGGAACGCUUCCGGAAGAUGGGACAAUGGUGUUAGCUUCCAGGGCAAAUUAUUAAAGAAAACAAACAAAAUCGCGUGUUACAGUUAUUCGCGCAACGCAACCCAUUCCGUGUAUUGUGUGCGUAACGCGUAGACAAACACACAAUUAUUAUGCUUCGAUGGUUUUGAUUUGUUCCUUUGCAAAAACAAAAAAACGAGGAACGAAAAAUGUUCUAAACGCUGAUUUGUGAAGGUUAUUUUCUGCUUUAGAUUAGGGUUAUUGCAUGUAGAUUAUAAGGUGCUUCACGUAACGCACAUUCAUCUUAUUCAUCAUGUAUGCCACAUCAUCUAAUGGUAGGGGGGAAAAGGUUUAGCUUCAAACAUGGAAAGCAAGCAUAGACAGUAAGGAAACGGUCACUUUAUGGCACACUUGACACAGCUCGAGUUCAAAACAAACCCUCCAAGUGUUAUCUAACGAAACGUGGACUGUUGUCUAGUGUCAGGUACAAUGGGCCACGUUUCGUGCACUGGACGGCCAUUAUGUGUUGCAGGGUUAUUUUUUUGUUCCUUCCGUUUUAACAAUGAUCCCUUUUUAAGAAUGCUUUCGUUUAGUGAAGAACGUAGGAUAGGAUCCAAAGAAAUAAAAACCAGUCAGUUCGAGCAGUUCGAAACGUUCGCACUGAACGAACGAACUGCUCUACUACACUCUGUACACCAGUGCAGCGCAAAGAUGAAUGUAUUUAAACCUAUUUACAUAUAAGAAGGCGUUUUACAUCUUCACACCAGCUAAGAAUGGCUUCUUCUGUACGUGUUGUUUUGUGUUUUAUUGAAGCACCAUGCAAAACUAUUUACAAAAGCAUACCAAAAAAAAAAAACAAACAAGAAGAUAAUUAAACAUUCUGAAAGCAAGCACAUAAUGGCAUUAAAGAAAAACAUAUCAAUGUGUGAAUUUAAGCAUAAAAUUUAAGAAUAUUUGCAUUAUACCUAUAUACACGUAUACGCAUAUAAUUGCGCCCCCACAAACAAAAAAAAAACAUAUCCAUGAAUAUAUGUAUUGCACCAGCUGUGAAGCUAUCAGUAAGAAAGCUAACACAAUCCUAACCUUACAAAACUGAAACAUAUCAGAUGAUGAAUUUAAUUGUUGCAUUUGAAAAACAGAAAAAAAACUCACACACACACAAACAAACUUCACACUAGAUGUCUAUAUUUAAAAAGAACCAUUUAAAAAAUGAACAAGAUGGAUUAAAUAUUAUAAAGCAUACAAAAAAAAAACAUAUCAAAAACCAGUAUUCCACAACAUAAGAGCAUAUGAAUAUGAGCAUAAGAUACCGGUUAGAUAAGGUGAAACAACCCCUGCGUGACAUUUUGCGGGGUGAGAAAUGAAAUGAAACGAUACAAUCAUGUUGUUACAUUUUGAUACAUUAUUGUCUAUACAUCACCGAUGGGGGAUGUCCCAAAUUUUGCAAUAACACAAAGGGGUCCUACAAAAACCACCACGGUUUCUUCCCGCUUAUUCCCCCUCAAUCACACACAUAUCAAAUCGUGCGCGAGUUAGUGUAAGCCUCGUACGUAAUACAUAUCACCCUGCCAUGCGACAUGGACGACUCUUGAAUGUAUGAAGGCACCAUUUUGUGUGCAACUUGUCAAUGCGAUAAGGUUCGACCGGUGGAGUAAGGGGUAAGAACGCAGGUCAGACGUAUUCCAUGAUACAUAAAGUGCAUAUCAAUCUUUUGACUUUUUCUUUACACCAUCCUUUGGUGCGCGUUAAACAAUUCCACAUGUACCGGUGUAAUGGGUUGAUAAAAUCAACUGAUCCGAGCAUUAUUCAUCUUAUACGUGUGCCGUUUCAGAAGCAAAAUGUUAUGAUUUUUUGUUUAUUUAGAAUGCUAUAAGAUGUAUCUUUAAUAAUCAUUCAAGACGAUUUAGAAAGUUCAUAAAAAACAACACAAAUCUCAAAUCACACACAUAUCCAAACAUAUCAUUAGACGAUAAGCACCAUUUUUCAUAUUGCAUCCCAUUUUUCCUAUUCUUUCCUUCAUUGUUCUAUCGCUACAAUGGACGAGAGAGAGGUUUAAUUUGUAAGUGUAAAUCAAAAAUGCUACGGUGUGCCCAGCAGAACACGAAAGUCCACAUGUACCCUACUAUAUCUAUAUAUUGCUAGUUGUGUAUGUAAGCCCUACGGUGGACCGGAUCAUCCGGCCACACGAUGUUUUCCUUUUCCGAUCGAUGUCAAUUAAGAUUUAUGAUUUAAAUUGCGACAAAACAAAAAGCAACAUAAUGCACACUAGAUGCAAGCUUGAUGGGAUCGCACAUCAAAGACGUCUCGAUGCACUGUCGAUGUCAAUUUCACCUAAACUCACACACGAACACUACAGGAAAAAAACACUUCCUUGAUGUUGCACAACAAUCAUAAAGCCGAGUUCUCGUUACUAACGCAAAACAGUUUUCUCGAAAUAAGCAAAAAAAAAGAACUGUUUCUAUACUGUUGAACAAAAAAAAAACAAAGAGCAGUAAACACUAGCUGUCAAACUUUUGUACAGAAAAUGUUACGAAAAAUCUUGCACACAACACGCAUGCAAAUGUAAUGUUUCUCUUGGUGUGAUGAACCACAGCCACAUAUUCUGAUACGCUAGCUAGUUGCGAUGAAUUCUUUUUCAUGGGAGAAUGUUAAGAAUGUUGGAACGAGGAAGAAGAGAGGAAAUGGAAAUAUAAUACGAACAGUUUUAAGUAAGCGUUAUGCUACUCUAUCGAAACAAUGUUAAGAGAUGAUCACUAUUACAAACAAUUUACAUUAAUAUUACAUUCUCAUGCACUAUAGGAAGUAUACGCACAGACAGUGUACGAGACACACUUUGGAGCACCUUACUCUUUUUACAAGCAUUAUUUUUUCCGACUUCAGGACAGGGAGUGAAAGAUUCUUUGGAUUACUUACUAGUACAGGUACCCUUUGGAUAUUGUCAAAAGUUUUUGGCAGAAGAAAAUCCUUUUGCGUUUCCGUGUUGUCGGUAACUCGUGAAAGGUUUUUUGAUGUUUUAUUUUACGCUCUCAGUUCAUCGCGACUAGUAUUGAAUAAACCUUGAACCCACGGAAAAGUCAAACACAAGUCGGUUAAUAAAUUUCUUGUUCAUUCGUUCAAAUGAAUAUUUCUAAGCCGUUAAGCUCGAUUACGACACGCCAACAAUGUACUAAACCAUAUAAAACACUCAACGGAACGAGCUCGGUGGCGUAUCCUUUUUCCAACUCGUCUUCACAACGUUAGAUGUAUCUUGUUGUGAGUAAGUGUGUGCAUGUUGCAAAUGUAUGUGUGUCUGUGUGCAUGUUUAAAACCCAUCAUUUUCCCGUCCCACGUGCUAGUGGAAGAAUAAACAAAAAGGAACGAUCGUACUUUACCUCGUUCUGAAGGUGCAAGGCUACGAGCUAUUGAUCUGAACUUAAGUGUAGUUUCAAUCACUCUCUAUAUCGGUGUUCUUGUUGCUCGCAACGCGGUGGCAGCUAAUGUGAAACGGAACGGUACGAGAAUAGUGCACAGGAACAUGUAUUAAACCGAAAUAUCAACACAAAACCCAAGAUCAUUAUCAUCGUAAUUGUAUACACCCAAACAGCAAAUGGAAUAACUCAAGCAUGACUCUCAACACUGUGUCAAUAUGUGAAGCGAAUCGGGAGGGACGUACUUUCCCAAUUUGAAGCGCAACAUUGGCGUGCGAAUAUUAUAACGGAGAAGAGUUCCAAUUUACACAAAAAUACAUUGAACACAACCCCAUAUAUAGUACAUAGUACUACAGGCAAAGAAGCAAACUACUGUUACUCUAAUUGUUCGUUUGUUUAAGAUACGAAAAAGCUUGUUGUUAUUGAACCAAUUUUCACAAGUUCUCAAGAAAUUACAAGGUUAUAAAGAGCAGAAGAGAAAAACAUGAUAAGUAAGAAAAAACACAGUAAAACUCAUCAAGAUAAAAGAACGAACAAACCAUCAAAAAUGCAUCCGAUAGUCUGCAUGAUAGCACGAUCCAAAGAACCACACAGAGAAAAUAGAAUUGAAAUGAUGAACAAAAAAAAACAAAUACAACCAAUACAAGUAGCGAGAAACAAACCUGUAACGUAAUCGCGUAGCACUAGAGAAGAAAACAAA